AUGAAUUCCGGCAUUAAUUCGCCUAAUUCUGAGGGGGCCGAAGAUUCGAAGCGGCCUCGGCUGGCUCGUCGACCCCCAUAUGCAGCCUCGACUAUUGCAUCUGAGCUUAGAAGUCGAGAACCAAUACAGUAUGCUCUCCGGUCCCGAGGUCGAGCAAGCAGCCAAGAAAGCAGCAGUGGAGAUAUCCGAGUGAGCAACCGAGGGGGAAGCCGAAUGGACACUCGGCACCGAUCAAGCACUCCAAGCACAACUCGAGACCCGACAACUGCUCCAAGAACCUUGCCAAUUGGCACAGUCCAGUCUGUCCACUAUGAGCAGACUGCACUGUGUGAUAAAGACAAUUAUGUGUCUGAAAGUUUCGAGCACAGGCAUGGUAGCUCAUCAAUGUCGGAAUAUGGCCAUGCUCUGGUUGAAACCCCAACAGAGACAAAUCACUCCCAGCGACGCCGGCCAAACACCCCCAAGGUGAUUGCCUCGGAAAAUUCUAACGCUAACAACUCUUCUCCUGGGGGACCGGAAACCCAUAUUAGACACCGAGCUUUCUUUCUCGAGCGCCGUUCCUAUGAGGGAUUGGAGACCCUGCAGCAGCGCAUCGACAAGCUACGAAUGACCGAUUAUGAGUUCCAAGGCCGAAGUUCCUGA
This is a messenger RNA of Penicillium macrosclerotiorum, 642 nucleotides long. RefSeq lists its product as uncharacterized. The transcript has a single exon. Lineage: Eukaryota; Fungi; Ascomycota; Eurotiomycetes; Eurotiales; Aspergillaceae. Bases 1 to 642 code for a protein of 213 amino acids. The record is from RefSeq and is a predicted model, not a curated record.